This is a messenger RNA of Nematolebias whitei (Rio pearlfish), 3527 nucleotides long. It is a transcript of the gene usp8, whose product is annotated as ubiquitin specific peptidase 8. Gene Ontology annotation, cellular component: midbody; cytosol; dendritic spine. The coding region runs from base 96 to 3287 and encodes 1063 amino acids. The transcript has 20 exons. Gene Ontology annotation, biological process: endosome organization; Ras protein signal transduction; protein K63-linked deubiquitination. Lineage: Eukaryota; Metazoa; Chordata; Actinopteri; Cyprinodontiformes; Rivulidae. The record is from RefSeq and is a predicted model, not a curated record. Gene Ontology annotation, molecular function: cysteine-type deubiquitinase activity.
GCUGUUAAAAAAGUAGCUUAAGUAAACAACGGACCGGAAAAAGGGAUGUCCGGAGCUUGUGAGGCGCUGACCCGACUCUGAAAACACCUGCCAAGAUGCCUGCAGUAUCUACAGGGGUCAAAGAGCUGUAUUUAUCCACAUCUCUGGGUGACCUCAACAGAAAAGCCGAAGUAAAGCCAGACAAGACGAGCACCAGAAGCUAUGUUCAGAGUGCCUGCAAACUUUUCAAGGCGGCGGAGGAGAACCGUCUGGACCGGGAUGAGGAGAAAGCUUAUGUGCUGUACAUGAAAUAUUUAACGGUAUACGAUGUUAUUAAAAAGAGACCAGACUUCAAACAACAACCGGAGUAUUACAUAACUAUGCUGGGGCCAAACAGCUUUAAGAAAGCCAUCGAAGAAGCUGAGAAGCUGUCUGAAAGCCUUAAACUCAGGUACGAAGAAGUCGAGGUCAGAAAAAAACUGGAGGAGAAGGAGAGAUUAGAGGAGAAGAAGAAAAGGGAGGAGGAAAGUGAGAAAAGAAAUGACCGGAGCUCUCCGAAAACCUCGGCCACAAACAGGAAGGACAGCAAGAAGGUGAAAGGAGAGCAGAAUGAGCUGAAGAGCGUCAUCACUAAAGCUGCACAGCCGGCAGGCGGGAUCACAGCGGAGAAACUUUUCCACAUGAUGAAGAACCAGACCAUCUCCAUAAUCGUCAUGGACGCCCGCGGCCACAGAGACUACGAGGAGUCCCACAUUCAGGUCGCGGGUCAGAUCUGCAUCAGCGUGCCCGAGGAGGCCGUUAGUCCCGGAAUCACUGUGAAUCAGAUUGAAGCGAAGCUGCCCGACGCGUCCAAGGAUCAGUGGAGGCGGCGAGGAUUUAUGGAUUAUAUAAUCCUGCUGGACUGGUUCAGCUCAGUCACGGACCUUAAAUUAGGCACCACCUUACAGAGCCUUAAAGAUGCCCUCUUUAAGUGGGACAGCUUGACCAUUUUGCGUAGCGAGCCGCUGGUUCUGGAGGGAGGCUACGAGAACUGGCUGCUGUUUUACCCCAUGUACUCGAGCAACGCCAAAGUUCAGCCCCCGAGACGGACGGUCGUCAACAGCCUGCCUCAAUUGAACUUUAGCUACCCGUCUUUAGAGGAACCACAACCUCCGACUCCGGUUCAGACGGAGCCUGAAGUUUCACCUGAGCCUCCAGAACCAUCGGCUCCUGCGUUGGUGAACGGGGUAACACCUGCCGAGCCUCCAGCAUCCAAAACCUCCACGGUUGUUGACACUGUUGAGGUCCCCGUCUCUGGUUCCACGACUCCUGGGCUCGACCUAACCAAGAGGGCCGACCAGCCUCCUGCGACAGCCAGAUCGUUCCCCCAGUUUGACCGUACCAAGAAACCGUCUGUCCCAGAUCCAACUAAACCCAACCAGAAGAUGGACUCCACCCCGAAUGGUCCGGCUAUCCCCGAUCGCUCCGUCAAACCGGCGUUCAGCCCCAACGCUGCUCUGUCCAAAGACGAACAGAAGCAGAUACACUCCGAGGUGGUGGCCAUGAAGGAGAAGGCGAGACAGGAGCAGGAAAAACGCAACCAGGAGCGCCGUUUGGAAGAGGAGCAGAAGGAGAAGGAGACGAGAGAGAGGCUCGAAAAGGAGGAGAGUGAGAGGAGGAAGGAGGACGAAGAGAAGAAACAUCAGGAGAAAAGGAGACUCGAGAGGCAGAGAGCAGAGGAAGAGGAGGACAAAGAGAACCGGGUCUGGGAUGAGAGGGAGAGGCCGAGUUCUGACAUUCCUUCAAAGAGCAUGUCUCUGGACUCGCCUGCUCCGAACCGCAUCAUCAGUGAAAUCAAGAGGGAGCCUCUGACGCGAGCGAGGAGUGAGGAGAUGGGACGGAGUGUCCCGGGUCUUCCAGACGGCUGGAUGAGGUUUCUCGACACGGUGACUGGCACCUUCAGAUACUAUCACUCCCCCACCAACCGCGUCCACCUGUACCCCCCGGAGGUCACGGUCCCUCAGACUCCUCCCUCCACACCUCCGACGGUCAAACCGAAGCCGUCGGCUGAGCCCGACACCGAGCACGAGCGAGAGCAGGAGCAGUCGAAGCUGAAACGCUCCUACUCCUCUCCGGACAUCAGCCAGGACCUGAGAGAGGAGGCCCAGAAGAAGACCGCCGCCGUCACCGCCACCAUCCCCAGCAUCAACAGAGACACCAAACCUCCCAGCUUAAAGGUUCAUUCUAAGGCAGAGAUCGUUCGACCAUCUGCUGCUAAAAUCCGUAACCUGAAUCCCACGUUUGGAGGUUUGGGCGCUUCGCUGACUGGCCUUCGUAACUUGGGCAACACGUGCUACAUGAACUCCAUCUUGCAGUGUCUCUGCAACACUCCCGGGAUGUCCGAGUACUUCAACAACAACUACUACCUGGAGGACAUCAACAGGGCCAACAUUCUGGGUCAUAAAGGGGAGGUGGCGGAGGAGUUUGCCGUGAUCAUACAGUCCCUGUGGGCCGGACAGUACAAGAACAUCAGUCCUCGGGACUUCAAGAACACCAUCGGCAAAAUCAACGAGCAGUUUUCCGGCUACGACCAGCAGGACUCCCAGGAGCUGCUGCUGUUCCUCAUGGACGGGCUCCACGAAGACCUCAACAAGAGAGCCGACAACAGGAAGCGCUACAAGGAGGAGGAGAACGACCACCUGAACGACCAGGCUGCAGCUGAUGUGUCCUGGAGCAAACACAAGAUGCUGAACGAGUCCAUCAUCGUAGCGCUGUUCCAGGGCCAGUUUAAGUCCACGGUCCAGUGUCUGACCUGCCACUGCAAGUCGCGCACGUUUGAGACCUUCAUGUACCUGUCGCUGCCCCUGGCCUCCACCAGCAAGUGCUCCCUGCAGGACUGUCUGCGGUUAUUCUCCAAAGAAGAGAAGCUCACCGACAACAACAAGGUGUUCUGCAGGAAAUGCAAAACCCACCGAGACUCCACCAAGAAACUGGAGAUCUGGAAGGUUCCCCCAAUCCUUCUGGUGCACCUGAAACGGUUUUCUUAUGAAGGUCGAUGGAAGCAGAAGCUUCAGACCUCAGUGGACUUCCCUCUGGACUGUCUGGACCUGAGCCAGUACGUUAUCGGGCCCAAACAGAACCUGAAGAGAUACAACCUUUAUGGAGUUUCUAAUCACUACGGAGGCCUCGACGGCGGCCAUUACACCGCCUACUGUAAGAACGCCCAGAAGCAGCGCUGGUACAAGUUCGACGACCACGAAGUGACCGACAUCUCCGCCUCUUCGGUGAAGUCGUCUGCAGCGUACAUCCUGUUUUACUCCACCCUGUGAACAUGGCAACGGGGCGGCGAGGCUCCAGGUUAAGCUCUUUUCAGAACCGCAGUGGACGUGUCUGAAGCUGCGGGUCAGGAGGUCACACUGAGCCAGUGAGAUCCUGGAGGCGCUCCGCGCAAAGCUUCAGCUGUUACAGCAGCUAAAACCUGCCGCUGCACAUGUCACUGACAUCCAGAGACUAAAGCUGCUCUCGUUAACCCGACCUUCAUACUAGAGUUGUGUUUUAGGGCUGACAGC